AUGUCAGCAGAUACAGUUGCCCCGGUAGAAACGACGAAAGCGAUUUUCCGAAAACUGCGAAGUCUUCCGGAAAACAAAGUCUGUUUCGACUGUUGCACGAAGAAUCCGUCCUGGUGCACGAUUCCUUACGGCGCGUAUGUUUGCCUUGAGUGUUCCGGAGUUCACAGGAGUCUGGGAACUCAUUUGACUUUUAUCAGAAGCUCAGAUUUGGACGGAGCAUGGACUUGGAAGCAGCUUCGAUGCAUGCAAGUCGGUGGAAACGCGAAAGCACGCGCCUUCUUCCGAGCAAAUGGCGGAGAAACUUCGGACAAGAAUAAGAAAUAUUCGUCCCGAGCGGCGACGCUAUACAAAGCGAAGAUCGAAAAAUUGGCGCUCGAAGCAGUGAGAAAAUACGCCGGAGAAACACACAUUGGAGCCGUCGCUUCUGCUGAUGAUAGUGCCCCAGCGAAGAAUCGACAUGACGAUUUCUUCAGUAAAUUCGACAACGCAGACUUGAAGCAAGAAGCUCCCGUCCCCGCCCAAGUGAAACAAGAAGCGAUUAUCGUCACUCCAGUUGAACCAGAAAAGACCCUUGCCGAAGUUUCAAACGGAAUGGACAAGUUGUCCGUCAACCUCGAGACGAAACCAGCCAAACCCGUCAAAGUUGCAAAGCUGGGAGCGAAGAAAACAGGAAAGAAGAGCGCUUUUGGAGGAGCCAAAAAGGUCGACAAAACUGCCUUCAAAGCUGCUUCUUCCGCGGCUGAACGCGUCGAGAAAGAAGAAAAGGUUGUGCAGAAGAUGGAUUCAGGAGAAGCAACUCUUUCGACAGAAGCUGCUGCGCGACUCACUUACAAACAGAUCGAGCGAGAUCAAAAGAAAGCUUCGGCGAAUCUAUCCGGCAAGAAAGCGGAGUCAGCUGCUCGUCUUGGAAUGGGCUUUGGCGGAAUGAGGACUGUUACUCAUGACACGGAUUUCCAAGAAAUCCGGCAAGUCGAAGCUUCCACUACUUUCAAAGAGCCGUCUAUUCUUGACGAAGAGUCGAUGGGCUCUUUCUCUCGACGUAAGGAAGAAAAUGACGAUCUGGCUGACCUUUACGCCGCUCGAAAGAACAAUGUCUCCAGUUUUACCGAAGAGAAGAGCUCUUCUUCUCGGGGAAUGAUGUCGCGGGACAGCAACUCUUCCAGCACGACGAAAAUCGCCCCGACUUCGGCCUCCUUCGACAGCAACAAGUACCAAGGAGCGAAGGCGAUCUCCUCGGCCGAUCUCUUCGGGGAUGAGCCUCAUUCCUCCGAUAGCACUCCUCAGUCGAGAUUGAGCCAGUUCUCGGGCGCCAGUGGGGUCGGAUCUUCCGACAUCUUUGGCAAUGGAAACAGCUCCUCUUCCUCCUAUUCUGGAUACAACAUCAGGGACCAAGCUUCGAACAUCGCCGACAACGCUGCGUCAAUGGCUGGCAGUGCCCUGAGUGCGGGCUGGAACGCCUUCAACAAACUCAAAGACAACUACUCGUAG
Messenger RNA from Oikopleura dioica, 1488 nucleotides. The record is from the annotation of a GenBank genome assembly. NCBI's taxonomy places the organism in Eukaryota, Metazoa, Chordata, Appendicularia, Copelata, Oikopleuridae.